UGGCAUCCUCAGUGCAGUGUGUUCGUGGAGGCCUUGUCGAGCGCGUCUCGUCACUAUGUAUAAAUAUAUUGCUCUGUGUGUGUGUGUCUGCUUGUGCGGCGUCGCUGCAGACCUUAACAAGGAAGAAGGAGCAUCUUGCGAGUGGGAUGGAGUCAAAGGCCAGUGCGUGAAGGAGACCAGAUGUCUCACCACUUUGGACACGCGAGGUGAUAAGCACCCCGUUUGCUCAACUCAAGGCGACGUGAAUAUUGUCUGCUGUACCGACUGCGAAUUGGUGAAUGACACCAGAAAUGUGGUGAUGAGUCCAACCACCGGAUUUUUCUUCAAGGAUGGCACUAAAGCCCGCGAUAGUUGUCUGGAAUACUUGAAGACUCUUCCUUACAAGUGUCAUGACGGAGGAUUCUACUCCGGAAUCAGUAAGGAGUACGAUGAGAAGAGAAAAUGUCAUAGCAUAGGAAUUUGGGGAGUCGGGGGCUCUCCCCCACAUGGACACGUGUCGGGACCUGAAUACCCUCACCAGGCUGUUCUGGGUUAUGGUGGUGACCUGUCCAGUGCGAUGUGGUUGGCAGGAGGCACGGUUCUCAGCGACAGAUUCAUCCUCACGGCUGCCCAUGCCCGUCGUAGUGGUCCUGGCGGAGAAGACGUGAAGUUUGUGGCUUUGGGCGUGGACAAGCUGUCAGACCCUCCAUCCUCCUGGCAGACACACAAAGUGAAGAGAUUCAUCCCUCACCCGGAGUACAAGGCACCUUCCAAGUACCACGACAUCGCUUUGAUUGAGACUGAAACUCCAAUAACCUUCGAUAAGAAUGUUCUGCCAGCCUGUCUUCACGUUGAGGAUGUGGACGAUGAAACUGCUACAGCCACCACCUGGAGAGAUGUUAAAGGCAAUGAUUAUACUAAGUUUGCUGAUACGCUUCAGACGAUCAAUUUGGAGAAGUUUUCUGACGAAGAAUGCAAGAAUGCUUAUGGAACAAACAGACAUCUGAAGAAUGGCAUUGAUACCAACACUCAAAUGUGUUACGGAAGCCGGUCCCAGGCACCAGAGGCUUGUAUGGGUCUGUCAGGAGAGCCUCUGCUGGUCAGCAACCAGUUCUCCCGCUGUAUCUAUGCGGUCAUCGGCGUGACGUCAUUCGGCCAAACAUGCAGAGCUGGUGCUCAGAAGCCGGAUGUGUUCACCCGGGUGGCAUUCUAUAAGCCCUGGAUUGAAAGCGUUGUGUGGGCUUGAGUAUCUUGAUCUGACACUUGUUACCUACGAUUUUUGAAAAAUAAAUUGUUUUUUUUUAUUA
Molecule: messenger RNA, 1286 nt
Organism: Helicoverpa armigera (cotton bollworm)
Lineage: Eukaryota; Metazoa; Arthropoda; Insecta; Lepidoptera; Noctuidae
Product: serine protease snake
Exons: 10
Coding region: 56-1225 (389 amino acids)
Biological process (GO): proteolysis
Molecular function (GO): serine-type endopeptidase activity
Source: RefSeq, a predicted model, not a curated record